Molecule: messenger RNA, 1510 nt
Organism: Triticum aestivum (bread wheat)
Lineage: Eukaryota; Viridiplantae; Streptophyta; Magnoliopsida; Poales; Poaceae
Product: transcription factor bHLH94-like
Exons: 2
Coding region: 235-1362 (375 amino acids)
Biological process (GO): stomatal complex development; regulation of transcription by RNA polymerase II; positive regulation of DNA-templated transcription
Cellular component (GO): nucleus
Molecular function (GO): DNA-binding transcription factor activity, RNA polymerase II-specific; protein dimerization activity; RNA polymerase II cis-regulatory region sequence-specific DNA binding
Source: RefSeq, a predicted model, not a curated record
UGGCACGACGCCGUGCCGUGCAGUGCCAGCAGUCCGACCAAAUCAUAGCCUAAUCACACCGCAAACCACGUAAGCCCGCGCCCUGGCCGCUCCAGUGGUGCUGCGGGUAUAAAUUAUUCUGGCAAUGGAGCCAUGGACUGAGAGCUAGAAGCUAGGUAGUGAGACAUCUCUCUUCCCCGUGCACAUCUCCAUCUUCGUCAAUUCCUUGAUCAAGCCGAGCCGCGCCGCGCGCGUAUGGCGUUGGAGGCCGUGGUGUUCUCGAAAGGGUUCUUUGGGCGCUGCGCCAUGGCUGCCGAAGGAGUAGGAGGAGGCGGUGGAGUUUGGGGCGGGAAUGAGCACGGGCACGGCGGUGGCGUGGAGUUGGACGGAAGCAACGCCCACUGCGGCGCCGCGGUUGCGAGCGCCUCCGUGAUGAUCCCGAGCGCCGAAGUCCCGGAAGGCAGUUCCUCCUUGCUGGCGCUGCCGCCGCCGGGGCACGGCGGUGACCGUGGAGACGCGGACGACGGUGCCGUGGGCGCGGCGUCGGCGUCAGGUGCGGCAGGGAGGAGGAAGCGGCGAAGAGCCAGGAGCGUAAAGAACAUUGAGGAGGCGGAGAGCCAGCGGAUGACCCACAUCGCCGUCGAGCGCAACCGCCGCAAGCAGAUGAACGAGUACCUUGGCGUGCUCCGGUCCCUCAUGCCGGCUUCCUAUGUGCACAGGGGCGACCAGGCAUCCAUAAUUGGCGGCGCGAUCAACUACGUCAAGGAGCUGGAGCAGCUAGUUCAAUCCCUGGAGGCGCACCGGCACGCCCGCCUACGCGACGACUGCCCCGUCAGCGGCGACGUCGAUUCCGCCGCCGCAGUGCCCUUUGUAGACUUCUUCACCUUCCCGCAGUACACGAUGAGCGUCCGCCACGCCCCGGCCACACCAGCAGCAGACGCCUCUGCGGACGGCAGCGGCGGCAAUGCCGACAACGACGGGACGUCGGGCUCGAAGCAGUCGGCCGUGGCGGACAUCGAGGUGACCAUCGUGGAGAGCCACGCGAGCCUGAAGGUGCUGUCGCGGCGGCGGCCUAGGCAGCUGCUGAGGAUCGUGGCGGGGCUGCAGGGCCACCGGCUCGCCGUGCUGCACCUCAACGCCACCAGCGCCGGCCACAUGGCGCUCUACUGCCUCAGCCUCAAGGUACGUACGUACCACAGACUCCCCAUGCUAGCUAGCUGUAGCCGUUUCUUUUUCGAGACCGUUCGCUCGCUUGGCAGCGCGCGCGUGACGCCGAAACAACUAACUUGCCUCGUUUUCCGCGCCCUUGUCCGGGACGGCUCCUCCAAAACAUCACACCUCCGCGUGUUUCACCGCAAAGAUGAAGCUGCAUUAUUGUUUUGACGCUAGAUGAAGUGCUGCAUGGAUUGACUGCCGUAGUACGACUGCAGGAUCAUCGAACGUCCAUUUCUUUGUGUCGUAGCCUCGUAGUACGUAGCAAAUGAAUUCAUGUGAGCCGCUCUGUGUCUGGUUGAUGAUGCCAUGCAUGAUG